AUGAAGCUGCUUUUUCGGAUCACUGAUGAGACUGUCGGUCCGGGUCAAACAUGUAUUGCGUGGCGACCAAACGGCAGUACACUUGCCUUGGCCAGAAAUGUUAUCGCCAUGGCGUGGGAUAAAGAGGGAGACGUUUUGGGUAUCAUCGUCGACGCAUCAUCGUUGGCGAUUCUUUGGAACAUGAACACUCGCAAUGCAGAACAAUUGGAAACAGCGAUGGGAGCCAGAGAACUUCCCUCAUGCCUUGCUUGGUCUUCCGUGUCACCUCUACUGGCUAUUGGCAACAGUAACGGAAACCUGUUCAUUUACAACCAGAAAAUGUCAAGAAAAAUACCCGUACUCGGUAAACACCAGCGAAAAAUUACCGGAGUUGCAAUGACGAAGCAGGAUGAGAUUUUGUGUUGUAGUGAUGACAACACAAUCACUGUGUCAUCAGCGGAUGGUGAGACGACGAGAACGCUUACGGUAUCCGGUGAACCAUAUGAUCUACAAGUUGGCGAAGUGAAACGACCUGGAGGAAAUGUGGACGUGAUAGUGAGUGCUGUGCUGGCCAAGAAGACGCUCUUUCUCUCAACCUUGUCGGAUAAACCCGCAGAGAAAUUGAACGCUGACGGUGAAAGCGAGAACUCGAUGAACCUUCAAUUUCAGGAGAAAUACGGAUCCAUUAUUGCUCAUGUUUGGUUCAACGAUGGCUAUAUGAUUGUCGGCUUUGAGAAGUAUUUGUCGUUGCAUUUCCUGGCUCAAUCCAUCUGA
Ostertagia ostertagi is the source of this 753-nucleotide messenger RNA. The record is from the annotation of a GenBank genome assembly. Lineage: Eukaryota; Metazoa; Nematoda; Chromadorea; Rhabditida; Trichostrongylidae.